AUGGCACUCUGUGAAAGUCAGUUAGGAUCUAUGAUGCAGCUUCAGGAUUCCCGUGAGGGGACCAGCUCCCCUGACAAGAAGCCAAAGGUAGAAUCAAAUGGAGAUAUCUAUGGAUUGGAUAAAGUCCCUCAACUUCCACUGAGUGUGGACUAUCGCUCCCCUGUGUCUCAUUUUGUUCCACCGGCUGUAGAAUUGUAUGCAGCCAGACACAAACCCGAAAUAAAUAUUGUUGCUCCGGCGACGCCCGUCAAGCGUAAGCGCGGUCGGCCAAGGAUCGAUAAGACCAGCCCGGAGUACUUGGCCAAUUUGGCCGCGAGAAAACAGGCCAGGGAGAUGGCCGCAGUAAUGUCCGUAAAUAGCAACAGCAAUAGCAAUAGUCAGGGGGACUCGGCUGAGAAGAGAAAGAGAGGGAGACCGCGCGUCGACAAGACGAGUCCGGAAUAUCUCGCGAGGAAAAGGGCUAGGGAGCUGGAAGCAUUGGAACGGAAAGCGAAAAAAGAAUUCAGAAGGAGGAACACAGCAGUAUCUUUGUCCAAAGCGAAAUCCAAAAGCUCAUUGGCGUCGCGGGUCAAAAAGACCAAUCAUAGUAAAAUGGGGGGUGUGAGGAAAGUGGGUGAGAGAACCCCCUCGAAGGUGGUGAGGAAAAGUGAUGUGGUUAUGCGGAGGAAUGCGAAAUUUAUUAAAAGAAAAGAUUCAGCCGCUUCUUCUUCGGCGGGAGAAUCCACGCCCAGAGUGAAAAGAAAAUACACGAAGCGAACGCCAACUAAGAAAGAUGGGAAUUCCUCAACGGAUAGGGUGAAAGGGAAGAGAGGCAGACCCAGAAAGACCGAUCAGAUGAACAGAAAUCCACAGGAAGGAAAAAUACGUGUUCGGAACAACCUGAUGCCACUAAACACGGAGCCCAUUCCGGUGGACAGUGAUGAUGAACCAGAUUUGGGAUCUCCGAGUCAAGCGUCUGAUUCGUUAAGUCUGGACGAGAAUCUUCGGGCCUUGAGACACAUACACGAGAAAUACGCCAAUAUUGAUAAGGACGAUUUGUACGAAGCUCACCUCCUGGCUGCGAACUUCAAGAAGCCCCCCAUGGACCAAGUUCAGCGGCUGACGAGGGAAGACGACGACGUACUCUCCGUUCGGAGCUCGGAAGGUGGGGCGUCUGUCAAAGAAUUGGAGACGAGAGUGGAAAAGUUGGAGGACAGUUCCAAUUCAGAUUCCGGGAGCAGCAGUUCCGGUUCUGGCAGUUCCAGUUCCGGCUCCAGUUCGUCGUCCAGCUCGGAUAGUUCCAGUUCCAGCAGCUCGGAGAGCGAAGGAGAAGAGGAAAAGGGAGAAGAGAAGGAGCCCACCGAGCUCGACUCCGUACAGAACACCAAUGAUGAUAGAUCGUUCGGCGCCUGGUCCCACGGUCGGUCCGUCCAAUCCGGGACCAACUCCGACUCCGGGUCCGAUUCGGAUCCCGAGAGGGGCGGCAUUCCGGGGCCGAUCCCCGCGCAAGACGAGAUCAGCGAGAGCGAGAACGAGUCGGCCGAUAAGAGUUUUCAGUGUCAUAUUUGCAAGAAGUGGUACUCCACGCGGGUGACGCUCAAGAUCCACCGACGCGGCCACCAGUCGCGCGGGGGCGGAGGCCGGUCCCGCGCUCGGUCGUCGGACAAGUACGAGUGCGACUGCUGCAGCGCCACCUUCGCCAGGAAGGAGAAGCUGUGGGAGCACAGGGCCGAGGCGCACCGCGGCGCGAUGACGGUGCGCUGCGAGGUGUGCCGCAAGUGCUUCGAGGACGAGGCCGAGCUGGCCCGGCACGACGCCUCGCACACGGCGGACGAGCGCGCCGGCCGCUGCUCGCUGUGCGGCGCGCAGUUCCCGCGCUACGAGCAGCUGCGGCGCCACGCGAACACCGCGCACCCGGCGCCGGCGCGGCUGCCGCACGCGUGCGCGCAGUGCGGCAAGCGCUUCUCGCACGCGCACUCGCUCACGCGCCACACGCACAACCACUCCAAGCAGCUGUACCGCUGCGUCGUCUGCAAGGCCUCGUUCGAGCGCGCGGACCAGCUGGCCCAGCAUCUGAACAGUCACCUCGCCAACUACAAGCGCCUCAAGCGAUAG
Pieris macdunnoughi is the source of this 2094-nucleotide messenger RNA. The record is from the annotation of a GenBank genome assembly. NCBI's taxonomy places the organism in Eukaryota, Metazoa, Arthropoda, Insecta, Lepidoptera, Pieridae.